AUGGGGACGUUUACAUCGCUCCUAAGGGGACGGGUUGAGUUUGAAUCUGGAUGUCAACAGCAGCAGCAGCAGCAGCAAAACCACCAGCAGGAGAAGAAGAAGAAGAAGAAGAAGAAGAAGAAGACACCCCCGAAAGUCGACGUGUACAAUCUCCACCCCACGGGCUGGGAAUCCGACCCGGAAGACGAAUACCACCGCCUCUGCACGCUAGACUACUGCUCCGGCACAAUCUACUGCGCCUACGCCCUCUUCUUCAAAGUCGACCCGGGAGCAGACAAGCACAGGAUCGUAGAGGUCCUCAAGCAAGGGCUCGAAAUCACGCUCAGCCAGUGCCGCCGCCUCUGCGGGACGUUGAGGGAAGAUCCCGCCGGCGGGAGCGGCCUGUGCUUCCACAAGAGGCGCGAAGACACGGUUGAGUUUCACGUGCAAUGGCUCGACGUUAGCAACAAAUCUCACGAUGACGACAGCGAGGAUGGCGCCGCGGAUCAAGAAGAGGGGGGUGAUGAAGAGUACCCCUCCUACGCCGACUUUGAACGCCGGCACUUUAGCACCCGCGCCUUCGGCCCCGAUCUGAACCUAUGGUGCGUGCCGCCCAUGACGCCCGCCGAAAAACCCGCAAACAGGCCAGAGAAUAAUCCCAAGGCGGCGUCCUUCAAAGCGAGCUUCAUCCCCGGCGACGGGCUGGUGCUGAUGAUGAUGCACCACCACUUGGCCAACGACGUCAACGGGUGGGCGGGGGAAAUGCGCCAGCUGGCCGAGAACUGUGCCGCCAUCUGGGCUGCGUCGGCGUCGGAUGCGGAUGCGGGUGCGGCGGCCGCUGCCGGUGGUGGUAGUAGUACUAAUUUUGGUUGUGUUACGGUUGGUGAUGCUACCUCGACUGCUGCUGGUACUGCUGCUGCGCCACCGGAGCUGCCUCCGUGGGACCCCGCGUGCCUGGACCUCUCACGCGUCACGGUCGCGGACCCGCCCGCUGACCAACUCGUCGACGGGCCACCGAGACCGUCGCGGCAUCCCGAGCAGAGGGCUGCUUCGAGGUUGCUUUUCCACAUCCCGCGGAGCAAGCUGUCUGAAUUGAAGCGGUUGGCGACCCCGGCGCUGGCUACGGAUGGGAGCAGCGACGGCAGCAGCAACGGCAGCGACUGCUGGAUUUCGAGCUACGAUGCGCUCAAUGCGUACCUGUGGCGCGUCCUGGUGAAGCAUAAAGCUCGAUUACAUAAACCCGACCCCGAGACGUUGGUUGAAUGGGUUGAGGCUGUGGAUGUGAGGAGGCGGUUGUGUGAUGCGUCGGGGAAGCCUAUGCCGGCGCGCACGCAGGGGAAUGUGAUUGCUGUUGCUAUCGCGUCGAGGAGUACUCAUGUUGUGCCGCAGUUCACAAUCAAGGAGGUUGUUGAAGAUGCACCUUUUAGCAAGCUUGCGUGGUACAUCCGCCAACUCACAAACAGCAUAACCCCACCCGCCAUCAACGCAAUGCUAUCCGGCAUCGCCCGCGUCCGCAACAAGCUGACCCUCUACGCCGGCUCCGACGUCUUCCCGCCCACGACCCUCCUCGUCACGGACUGGCGCGACGCGGACCCGUAUACCGCGGACUUUGGCUUCGGUCGCCCCAGCGGGUUCCGGUGUCCGUGGGACUCUGUGACGGGUGGGCUCGUGGUGGUGUACCCGCCGCGUCCUGCGAGGAUGAGUCCCGGCGGGGAUGACGAGGGGAACGAGAUUUCGUUGGCGGUGGAGAGGGAGCUUGUGUGGGAUUUGCUUGCGGAUCCGGAGUGGAAUCGGGUGUUUGAGUUCAGGGGGGUCGAGGUUGAGGAUGAGUGA
Molecule: messenger RNA, 1812 nt
Organism: Colletotrichum abscissum
Lineage: Eukaryota; Fungi; Ascomycota; Sordariomycetes; Glomerellales; Glomerellaceae
Exons: 2
Coding region: 1-1812 (603 amino acids)
Molecular function (GO): acyltransferase activity, transferring groups other than amino-acyl groups
Source: RefSeq, a predicted model, not a curated record